AACUUGAGAAAGGAGGAGGCCAUUCACUAGCCUGUUUUAGCUACACACACCUAGCUACUGCUAGCUAACCGGCGGCUAACGAGCAAGCUAAAACGCCAGUUUGGCUUAAUGUCGCCUGUCUCAUCAAGUGAUGGCGAGAGAACAGUGUUCACAGACCGAAGCGGAGCUGUAUUACCUCGUUGCCAGAUUUCUGCAGUCCGGGCCUUGUAAGAAAGCAGCACAGAUUCUGGUCGAGGAGCUGGAGGAGUAUGAGUUGGUUCCUCAACGAUGGAGCUGGGACGGGCAGCGAUACAAACGGACCUUCCAAGACUGGGUGACUUUGAACCAGCACAUUCCUGCGGACUAUCUUCUCCGUGUUUGUCAGCGGAUAGGCCCGCUUAUAGAGAAGGAGAUCCCACCUAGUGUUGCUGGCGUCCAAACACUUCUGGGGCUAGGAAGACAGUCCUUGCUUCGCACCACCAAAAGUUGUAGCCACAAAGUAUGCAGUGGCUCAGCUGUUGCUGCACUCCACAGAGGACGUCCACCCGAACCCCCGGUCAGCGAUGGAGAUGCUCCCAGUGUUGUGUCCAUCAUGGGUGCUCGACAGGCCUCAGGCACGGCUCGUUUUGGUCAAGCCUUGCCGUCUUCCUCCUACCAACACAUGAAGAUACACAAACGCAUCCUUGGCCACCUUUCCUCAGUCUACUGUGUAGCGUUUGAUCGCACUGGUCGUCGGAUAUUUACGGGUUCUGAUGACUGCCUGGUGAAAAUCUGGGCCACAGAUGACGGUCGGCUCCUGUCGACACUUCGCGGCCACUCUGCGGAGAUCUGUGACAUGGCUGUCAACCAUGAGAAUACUCUCAUCGCCUCGGCCAGCUGUGACAAAGUCAUCAGAGUGUGGUGCCUACGUACAUGUGCGCCCAUCACUGUUCUGCAGGCCCAUGCUGCCUCCAUCACAUCCAUACAGUUUUGUCCCGCUGUCAAAGGGACAACGCGUUACCUAGCCUCCACAGGUGCAGACGGCAUGGUGUGUUUCUGGAAGUGGCACUCCCUCAGCAUGAAAUUCAAUGAUCAACCAGUCAAGUUUGUGGAGCGGUCACGUCCAGGAGUACAGGUAGCCACAUCCUCCUUCAGUAGUGGUGGCAUGUUCAUGGCUACUGGUGGCACCGAUCACAUGAUCAGAGUCUAUUACCUUGGUGCUGAAUCUCCAAUGAAGGUCUCUGAGAUGGACGCCCACACUGAUAAAGUUGUUGUUGUGCAGUUUAGCAAUAACAGUGACAGCCUACGGUUUGUAAGUGGCAGUCGUGAUGGCACAGUCAGGAUCUGGCAUUACCAGCAACAAGAGUGGAAGAGUGUCUCUUUAGACAUGGCUGCCAGGCUGCCUGGGAAUACCGUUGUCAAUGGAGAUGAUAAAACUAAGCUGGUGGUGACCAUGGUGGCUUGGGACCGUGCAGAUAACACAGUCAUCACAGCAGUGUCAAACUACUUGCUCAAAGUGUGGAGCACAACCUCUGGACAGCUGCUGCAUGUUUUAUCUGGUCAUGACGAUGAGGUGUUUGUGCUGGAGGCUCACCCAUUUGACUCCCGCAUCAUGCUAUCCGCCGGCCACGAUGGCAACAUUUACAUGUGGGACCUGACCAGAGGAAUCAAGAUCCGCAACUUCUUCAACAUGAUUGAAGGGCAAGGCCACGGUGCUAUUUUUGACUGCAAGUUCUCGGCUGAUGGGCAGCAUUUUGCCUGCACUGACUCGCACGGCCAUUUGCUAAUCUUUGGCUUUGGCUGCAGCAGACCCUAUGAGAAGAUUCCCGACCAGAUGUUCUUUCACACGGACUACCGACCUCUUAUUCGGGACUCGAAUAACUUUGUCCUGGAUGAGCAGACGCAGCAGGCCCCUCACCUCAUGCCCUCACCCUUCCUCGUGGAUAUUGAUGGGAAUCCUCACCCUCCUUCCUACCAGCGCCUGGUGCCAGGAAGAGAGAAUUGCAAGGAGGAUCAGCUAGUACCUCAAUUGGGAUACAUGACUAACAGUGAUGGAGAGUUGGUUGAGCAGGUACUUGGCCAGCAGACAGCAGAAAAUGGAGAAAGCCUAUUGGACAAUCUCAUCAGACAGUUGCAGAAUGAGCAAGAUGAGCGUCAGAAUGAGGAGCAGCAGGAGGAAGAGGCAGGGGCUGGAGAUGCAGCAGAAGACAUGGCCUCCUCUCCAUCUGCUGGGCAGCGCAGAGGGAGGCAGGUAGAUGGGGUGUGGCAGAUGCAGCAUAAUGCCCUGCAGAGUCAAGUCGCUACAGAGAGGGACCUGCUGGCCUGGAGCCGCAGGGUGGUGGUCAAUGAAGUGCCACAAGGCAUAUUCAGAGUUUUGGAGCAGUGCCGACAAGCCAAAGGCGACAUGGAGUGUUCUCUGUACAACGCAGAGAGGAGGAAGAAACCAGUAACAUGUGCACCCAAGAGCGAUCCGCUGACCUCACGGCUUCGCUCCCUGCGGCCGACAAAGAAGAAAAAGCAGCAGCGGCACGCCUAUCAGACCCGCUCGGCUCAAGUCCGCCGUCCGGGGAGCAGGAGUCGAAAUAACAGCAACCGACGCAACUCUGACAGCCAAGCAGACUCUGAGAGUGACAGAGAUGCAUCAGAACAAGUGGAGCAAAGCAACGUCUCCUCUGAUGGUGAAGCUCAGUGGCAGAGUGAAAGCAGCUCCAGUGACUCCUCCAGUGAGUAUUCUGAUUGGACCGCCGACGCUGGUAUCAACCUCCAGCCACCAAAGCGAUCAACCAGGAGGCCUGUACAGCAGCCAGGUUACAGCAGUUCCGAGGAGGAGGAGGAAGGAGGCGACGACAAGCCAAAGGAGGCCAAGAAGAGGGAUACAGAGAAGAGGAAGAAGCCCAAGGAGACAAAACAGAAACCCACAUCCUCCCUGGCUGGACUCGAUGCAGAGGAGUGGCUGCCACCUUCAUGGAUAAUGGAGACCAUUCCACGACGUUCUCCUUUUGUUCCACAAAUGGGAGAUGAGCUCAUCUACUUCAAGCAGGGUCAUCAGGCCUACGUCCGAGCCGUCCGCAGGGCAAAGGCCUACAGCAUCAACCCUCAGAAACAGCCGUGGAACAGACUCAAUCUCAGGGACCAGGAAUCUGUAAAGGUGGUUGGAAUCAAGUAUGAAGUGGGACCUCCCACCCUCUGCUGCCUAAAACUGGCCUUCUUGGACCCAGUCUCAGGGAAAAUGACCAAUGAGUCUUUCUCUUUAAAGUACCAUGACAUGCCCGACGUCAUAGAUUUUCUAGUGCUGCAGCAGUUUUACAACGAGGCUAAAGAGCACAACUGGCAACCGGGUAUGAGGUUCCGCAGCAUCAUUGAUGACGCCUGGUGGUUCGGCUUUGUGGAGGACCAGGAGCCUCUGCAGCCGGAGUAUCCAGAUAGCCUGUUUCAGUGCUAUGCAGUGAAGUGGGAUAAUGGGGAGCGGGAGAAGAUGAGUCCGUGGGACAUGGAGCCUAUUCCUGAGGAAGCUGCGCUGCCAGAGCAGGUCGGUGAUGGGGUGGAGGUGAUGGAGGAGGAGCUGAAGGCUCUGCUCUACACGCCUCAGGAAGGAGAGUGGGGGGCUCACACACGGGACGAAGACUGCGAGAGAGCCAUCAGUGGCAUCGAUCAGCUUCUCACGCUAGAUGUAGCCAAGGCGUUCGCAUCACCAGUAAUCCUGCGGGACUACCCUCUGUACUGUACUGUGGUGGCUUACCUCACCGACCUCAGCACUGUCCGCAAACGACUGGAGAACCGCUUCUACAGGAGGAUCUCUGCAUUAAUGUGGGAGGUGCGCUACAUUGAACACAAUGCCCGCACCUUCAACGAACCCCAGAGCCCCAUCGUAGCAGCUGCCAAGGUGGUGACUGACGUUCUCCUGCACUACAUUGGGGACCAGAGCUGCACAGACAUCUUGGAUCUGUAUCACAGACUGAGUUGUGAGAUCAGCAGUGGAGGAGAAGCUGAGGCUGAGGUGGAUGUCGACUCUGACACUCCAGGGACAUCCACAGGACAUCGGGGGGCCAACUCGAAUUCCAAGAAGCGUGGCGAUGUGUUUGAUGUGGAAGCGUGGCAAAGUCAAAGUAGAGAGCUACUGCGUCGCAUGAUCGUCUCCCCAGAUUCAGAACCCUUCAGACAGCCUGUGGAUCUCUUUGAGUAUCCGGACUAUAGGGACAUCAUUGACACUCCCAUGGAUCUGGGAACAGUGUCAGAGACGGUAGUUGCAGGGAAUUAUGAAAACCCAAUGGAGUUUGCCAAAGACGUCCGCCUUAUUUUCAGCAACUCUAAAGCAUACACACCAAACAAGAAAUCGCAGAUCUAUAACAUGACCCUCAGCUUGUCGGCCUUCUUUGAAAAACACAUCAUCUCCAUCAUCUCCGACUACAAGUCUGCCCUUCAGAAUGAACGACGGGCUCGUCAGCGGCUUAGUAACAGGAGCAGGCUGCACAACGGAGGCAGUUCACCGCCUCUCAGUCCAUCCCCAAGCCCAAAAGGGAAGCACAAGUCAGGGAAGGUGUCAAGGCCGAAAAAAUCCCUGACCUCAUCGAAGAAUCGUCCGCAGAGAUGUCAGGCUCAGCAAAGCAGCAGUGUAGCAAAGGAAGAGGACAGCCCACCUUCUUCGCCAAGUUCAGGGACGAGCAGUGGGAGCAGAAACCCAGGGCUGGAAUGGGCGACCUGCAGCCAAGCUCCUCCAGUGAAGAAGUCAGGGAGAUCGAGUACUUUGCAUCUGAGCAACGGCUCCAGACAGUGCCCUGGGCGGGAAGAGAUGCAGUCGGACAAUGAUGAGGAGGCGUCUGGAUCCAACAGCUCCUCGUCAGAGUCAUCGUCCACCACGUCGUCGUCAUCGUCGUCUUCCUCGUCGUCGUCGGACAGCGAGAACAGCUCUGAUUGUGAGGGGGAGAAGUACGUGGAGGGCGGUGACCACGACUACAGCAAAGCCCCCUGUCUGUCAGUACGCCUGUUGGCGAAAGGUAAGAUGGCGGCCUCAGGUAAACGAAGACACAAGGGGGGAGAGGACAUGGCACAGAGACCUAAAAGAGCAAGAGUGCAGUUUCCGGUAGAGGAGGAGGAGGAGGAAGAUGAGGAGAAUGAAGAAGAAGAAGAGGAGGAGGAGGAGGAGCAGCAGCAGCAGCAGCAACAGGUGGAUGUAAGGCAUGAAGAAGAGGAGGAGGGAGAAGAAGAGGAGGAGGAACCUGAGGAGGAGGAACCUGAGGAGGAGGAGGAACCUGAGGAGGAGGAGCGUGAGGAGGAGGAACCGGAGGAGGAGGAGGAGGAGGAGGAGGAGGAGGCGGCACAGGGUGGAGCUGUAGCAGGGACGGCACCAGCAGCAGCUAGCAGUCUGAGAGGCAACCAGUGCAAGUCUCGGCGGGUCAACACGCGCAACCAGGGCCGCAGGACAGUUCUGUACAGGGACGAGUCAGAGGAUGAUGGCCAUGGGUCGAAGGAAGACCCCCUCAACCUGGGCAAGUCCCGCUCAGGACGGGUACGCCGUAUGACUGAAAAGGCCCGUGUCAGUCACCUCAUGGGCUGGGGUCACUGACACGCCGCCCCUUUCCAAACCUCAAUACAAAACAUUAAAAAAUACUUCAGGGAUUUUUUUUCUUUCUUUUUGUAAAAGUGUAUAUAUAUUAUAUGUUUGGUUUAUUUUUAUCUGAGCCUGCUUGCGACUCUGAUAGCUGGUGCUCACGACAUGUUGCCAAGGAGUCUCCAUCCCUGGUGGACAGAGCUACUGUUCAACACAGACCGUCUCCUACUGGACUAACUCACCUCGGCCUUACCGUUUGCUGAAGGAGCCUUUAAGACGCGGCACUGCUCUUCACUGCUCUUCCUCCUCCUGCUCAUUUCACGUCCAGAGAUGAAACACUUUGUCUGCUCCUCUUCAUACCUCCUACUACUAUUCUUACUCCUGGUCACCAAAGAAGGACGUGGAGAAACCAAAAAAUGGUGCUCACAUUUGAUUUCUCUUGUCUUUUUUUUUUCUUCUUCUUCUUUUUCAACAAGUAAUUCAGCAAAGCUCUAAUGCUGCUGGGGCGCUGUAUCACUCACAGUCACUGAUGUCAGCAAUUUUUUUGGUCUUUCCAGCCACAAGCCUUAGUUGUCAGAGCUUACAUCAUUCAGAUUCUGUUCCGUCUGUAGCUGGAGGCCGACCCGGUGUAAGUUUGGGGACGAGCGUCACCUGGGAAUCCUUGACCUCGGUCAGUAGAUUACAGCAUCAUGAUAACAUCCCUCUUGUUGUCCUACGCUUGUGACUGUUAAGUGUUUUCCCUGCUUCCUUUUACUGGUCUCUUUGGCUCUUGGAUUGACUUUUUUUUAGUUAGAACUGGGUGUGUCUAUUUUGAGUGAUUUUUGCUUUUCUAUCUUCGGUAAAUGAGGCCACUGCAUCCUGUUUGUGCUGCUGCGCUCGCUGACGGAUCAGAGCCGACGUCCACGUCACCUGCUCCACCCAGUGUGUGCAUCGCAAAAAAAGGGGUCCUUGGCCAACUCACUUCCACACAGAUGUAUUUAUUUUUCAAUUGUAAUAUACUUGGGCUAGUAGCUAUAUCAUGCAUUAAUAGUGAUGAGGAAAAGGAAAUAUUUGCACAUUUAUCGAAUCCACGUGGCAGCUGAGUAAUAAAGAUGGUAGAGAAAAAGAAAUGAGACAGCCUCAUGAUUUUUCAGUAAAAAAAAAUUGAAAUGUGCCAGCACACUCAAUUUUUUUUAACUAUAUAAUUUAAACAGGCUAUGACUUGAAAGCUUUUUUAACCUGUGUAUGGUUAAGAUGAAGGUCUAACCUAAUCGGCAUCUUUACCUUGUUUUCUUUUGGCCUAAAGCAAACGUAGCAACCGCAGAUCAGCACUUUUGUUUUGUGUGUUGAGCCCCUUUUAUUUUCCUCCCCUUGUUUCCAACUAUGUUUGGACUGAUGGGCGUCUAGUAUGGAGUAGAUCAACUACAGAUGAAUUUUAUUUUAAUUUUUUCAAUAAUAUUCUACAAUCAGGUGUCAGGUUGUUGUCAGAAUCACUGUGUCUAGUUUUAUAGUCAUGACCGAUCAAGUUUUCUUUCUCUGAACUCUCCUUGCGGACCUACGUCGUCGUGGAUGCAUCCUGUUUUGUUGCACCAACAAUGUUUACUUUAAGAGCUUGUGCACUCGUUGGCUGGCAAACCACUUAAGGGAGGGGGAACCAAAAAAAGUUGACUCGCAGGUUCUCAUUUCAACACCGGGUGCUGCAAACACACCACGUCACCACUCUGCCUGUGUGGGGUCACUGACGGGAAAAGGAGUUUAGUCGUCGGGAGGUGGAAGAGUUUGGUCGGUUUCAGGUGCUCUGAGAUAAAACCCACAAAUCGUCAUCUCGGCUGCUCAAAGUGGCCACGUUUACGGCGUCUCGAAAUGAUCCUGGUUGAGUGUUAGGAGACUAUGAUUCACAUUUUGGAAUCUUAUUUUCGUACAGUAGAGAUUGCCCUUAGUGUUGUGGCUCAAGCUCGAGAGUAGUUGAUGACGAAUACAACAGUGACAUUCUGCUAUAGGUGGAAUCAGCAUAUGUGACUGUCUUUUAUACACAAUGUUUUGAUUGUAUGUUUUUUUUAAAUAAAAAAAAAUCCUCUUAAA
Messenger RNA from Scophthalmus maximus (turbot), 7567 nucleotides. It is a transcript of the gene brwd3, whose product is annotated as bromodomain and WD repeat domain containing 3. The record is from RefSeq and is a predicted model, not a curated record. Gene Ontology annotation, molecular function: protein binding. The coding region runs from base 131 to 5521 and encodes 1796 amino acids. Gene Ontology annotation, biological process: cytoskeleton organization; regulation of transcription by RNA polymerase II; regulation of cell shape. Gene Ontology annotation, cellular component: nucleus. The transcript is spliced from 40 exons. Lineage: Eukaryota; Metazoa; Chordata; Actinopteri; Pleuronectiformes; Scophthalmidae.